GUCACGACUUAAGGGCAUUAACUGUAUUUUCAAAAGUAGCGUCACUCUUAAACCGAAGCUUGCUAGCACUGGUGCUAGGUAGAUCCAAAAACAAGUGCCAGGAGGAUAUCAGAAGAGGUAGAUCUAGAUGUUUCAUUAGAGCCGGUUUUAAUAGUAUUAGAAUAGAAAACACAUUUUAAAAUGAAUGUUUAGGGAUGAAUAUCAAUGAAUAUUGUUUUGCUCCCAGUUUGGAUUACUAGCUGACUUUCAUUGACUUGGUUUUCAUGGCCAACAAAAGAUCGACAAGAUACCUUCAAGCAUCUGUUCUCUUUAUCUGGAUAAUAGCACAGGCUAAUGGAGGUGAGACCAGUGGUCCUUUACUGCCGACAGUGCCGCCACCAACAGACGAUGAGAAUACACUAGUUCAAGUCGCGGUAGUGGACCAGACUAGAGCAAAUAGAAAUCUGAAGGCCAGGUUCAACAAACAAGAUGCUGACCAGUUUCAUCAGUGUAUGUGCCGCCCAGAUCACGAAGGAUGUCGCGUUAAAGUCAAUGGUACAAUUGUGGACAAGAACAAAGGAAACUUCACGGGAGAGAUGAACCCCAGUUACAUCUGCCAAGCCAAGAACGACACAAACAUUGGAUGUGACGGGUUCUCACCUGCACCUGGCGUCCCACCACCAUCUUUUAAGAUGAUCGGAGAAGAGUGUACACCCCGGGAGGUCUCCAUCUACUGGCACGAGAGCCAGCAAGCAGACGUCUCCGUGAAGCAGGGUUACGCGAGCUCCAUGUUCAGUUGCGCCAACGAAAAGUGCGGCUACUUUCUGGACCGCAAGGAGGACAUCAGCAAUCACCCACUCGUCAUCGCCCUGGUGGUUGUUUGCAUCUCUCUCUUCCUCAUCACUUCCGUGGUCAUCCUUAUCUGCCUGGUCAAGACCAAAAGACUCAAGUUCGGAAAGAGAGCCACGACCGAAGAUUCCCGAGUCUCUGAAACCGAGCAUUCGGUUAAAGGAAUGUCGAACGAAAAGUGCGAAUCAGUGUCCACUGUUUGCUCAGGAAAAUGCGUGGAUCCUAAUGGCGGGAAAGGCUAUGAUAAUAUGGGUUACCAGACUUGGCCAUCCACCUCUAAACUGGGCGCCCCAGACUACGAGUUUGAGCCACCAUCUUACGACUCAGUGUUUCAACCAGGUGAGAAAAAGCAAGGAGCUCCUGCUGAAUGUGGUCUGCAGCCUAACUACAUUCAGUAUAAGAGAAACAAGGAUCGUGCCAUUGUGGAGCUCUCAUUUUAAUUCACUGAUGUCCACAUCGCUACCUAUUUCACUGAUGUGACAUCAUUACACAUAUCAAACAUAGAUGUUAAACUCAUUACACGAUCCGCAGAUGCUGAUAUCCUUUUCAUUUAACAUCCUACUGAUGUUCACACCAUUCACAUUCCAUUGACGUCUACAUCAUGACACUAAAAACACCCACGUUGUCACCAUUGCAAGAUCCACUACUGUCCACAGGCUUACAAGCACGAUUAGCUGAUAUUCCCACCCAUACUUGAUCCACUGAUGCAUCAUUACAUUGCUGAUGUAAAAAUGUAUAUACUUUUGAUUAACUCGAUUAUUCUGUUCAUGUACCAACUUUUUGCGUAUUAGCCUGUACAGAAUGCUAGAGUUUUAUUUCCUUUAGAUUCAAAGUUUCAAUUAUAGAGUAGAGUGUCUAACAUUCAAUGUCAUCAUAUUUAUAUAUAUAUUAAAAUUAAAGAGAAAUUAUAAUAGGGCUAUAUUUUAAAUUUACUCUUGAAGAGAUAUUAUUUCUCACAUUUACGAUUUAAAACCUUAUUUUGAAAGCUUUAAUUAUGAACAUAUACUAAUUAAAAAAUACCAUAGACCAUUCCCAGACACACAUAUACCCCAAAGGAAUAAAAAAAAAAGUUUUUCUUUGAA
Messenger RNA from Biomphalaria glabrata, 1910 nucleotides. RefSeq lists its product as uncharacterized. The transcript is spliced from 3 exons. The coding region runs from base 264 to 1268 and encodes 334 amino acids. The record is from RefSeq and is a predicted model, not a curated record. Lineage: Eukaryota; Metazoa; Mollusca; Gastropoda; Planorbidae.